This is a messenger RNA of Talaromyces marneffei, 402 nucleotides long. RefSeq lists its product as uncharacterized. The transcript has 5 exons. The coding region runs from base 1 to 402 and encodes 133 amino acids. The record is from RefSeq and is a predicted model, not a curated record. Lineage: Eukaryota; Fungi; Ascomycota; Eurotiomycetes; Eurotiales; Trichocomaceae.
AUGGCUCCCUCUCAAUGUGAUGGUGGGACGGCCGUCAGCACCUUAGACGAUGAAAGUGACAGUGAUGCCAGCUCCGUUCUGAGCCAGAUCUUUUCAGACAACGGGUCCGACGAUGAGUCUGCUAGUGAUCUGGAUUCAGACCAAGACGAAUCCGAUGAUGAGAGCGAUUCAGAUGACUAUGAUCUCCAUGAUAAAGGUCAACUCUCGGCGGAAGAGUAUCUGGCCAUAGCGGAGAAUCUCAAUGUCUCUCAGCUUCGACAGAAACGAAUAGGUUCUGCCGGAAAAUUCAUGUGGACCCCGUUCAGUAAUGGAGGUUCAUCUCCAGCUCUGAUGAGACAGUGCGGUUUCUUUGUGCCUUCUUUAGCUAGCGAUAGAGGAUGUUAUAGCACUGGUAGCGACUGA